This is a messenger RNA of Helobdella robusta, 612 nucleotides long. RefSeq lists its product as hypothetical. NCBI's taxonomy places the organism in Eukaryota, Metazoa, Annelida, Clitellata, Rhynchobdellida, Glossiphoniidae. Gene Ontology annotation, molecular function: cysteine-type endopeptidase activity. The transcript has 3 exons. Gene Ontology annotation, cellular component: lysosome. Gene Ontology annotation, biological process: immune response. The record is from RefSeq and is a predicted model, not a curated record. The coding region runs from base 1 to 612 and encodes 203 amino acids.
AUGACUAAACCAAUGAUAGAUUUUAAUGAUUGCUUCUUAUUGAAACCAUGCUUAUUUAAAAUCAUAAUUGGGCAGACCGGUUCAUUGGAAGGUCAACACAUGAGGAAGACAGGAGAGUUGGUCGAACUCGGUGAGCAGAACCUUGUCGACUGCUCUUUCAAUUAUGAUAACAACGGUUGCAAUGGUGGUCUCAUGGACAACGCUUUCAAAUACAUCAAAGCUAACAAAGGCAUUGACACUGAAACAGCUUACCCAUACAAGGCUGAAAGUGGAGACUGCAGGUUCAAGGAGAACCAAAUCGGAGCCACCGUGACAGGAUUUGUUGACAUUUCUAAAGGCAGUGAAGAAAAAUUGGAAGAAGUUCUGGCCACAGUUGGACCGGUGUCUGUUGCCAUCGAUUCUAGCCACAAAUCGUUCAUGUUCUACAAAUCAGAUGCAUGUUGUAAACUGCAAUUAACAAAAGUUCACAUACACUCAUUAAAAUAUAAUAAUAACGUAUCAAAAUUCGACAGCUGGGCUACAUCAUGGGGUGACAAAAGCUACGUGUACAUGAGCAGGAACAAGGAGAACCAAUGUGGAAUUGCCAACAUAGCCAGUUACCCUCUCGUCUAA